Messenger RNA from Maniola jurtina (meadow brown), 1347 nucleotides. RefSeq names its product eclosion hormone (gene EH). Gene Ontology annotation, molecular function: ecdysis-triggering hormone activity. The record is from RefSeq and is a predicted model, not a curated record. The transcript is spliced from 3 exons. Lineage: Eukaryota; Metazoa; Arthropoda; Insecta; Lepidoptera; Nymphalidae. The coding region runs from base 176 to 442 and encodes 88 amino acids. Gene Ontology annotation, biological process: neuropeptide signaling pathway; ecdysis, chitin-based cuticle.
GUGGCCGCGGAUAGGUGAAUUUUUCAACCACACAAAGCAAAGAAAUAAAGGGCCAUAAAGUGUCAAAUAUUUUCGUCUUAAUGUAUAGAGUGUGGGCCUUGCUCGAAUAUCUUUUGGUGCCGGAUUUAAACUAUUUAGUUUCAAACUCUAUGAGUUUAAAAGUGAUAAACCCAACAUGGCUGUCAAAAUCACAACUGCAUUCACCCUCUUCGCCGUGAUACUUACUCUAAUAAACCUGGAACGUGCUGAUGCCAAUCCUGCUAUUGCCACUGGAUACGAUCCCCUUCAAAUCUGCAUAGAAAACUGCGCUCAAUGCAAGAAGAUGCUCGGCGCAUGGUUCGAAGGACCCCUAUGCGCAGAAUCCUGCCUGAAAUUCAAGGGAAAACUGAUUCCGGAAUGCGAAGACUUCGCAUCCAUUGCCCAAUUCAUCAACAGACUUUGAAAAAAUAACUGUCAAAAACGCUUGUCUAUGGAAUAUUGACUGAGAAAUCUAAUAACUGUCCCAUAAUCUAUUUUACGUGCGCAUGAAAGAGACGUAUUCAUUGAAAUUAGAAAGGAACAAAAGGAGACAGAAUCUAUCUCCUUUUGUUGCGUCGAUAAACUUCUGGAAAAUAGUAAAAACCUAACUCAUAUAAGUACUAACAUUCAACAGAAAGUGUGAUAACUGAUAGCCUUUUUCCACAGCCAGAAGAGACCCAUUUCUAAUAACAAAAAUAAUAAGUAGAAUGAGAGAACGAUAAGUGCUGGAAUAACCUUUUACGUUUUCGGAAGAGACACGUUAUUAUACAUACUAAGUAGGUAACGAAAAUGUAGAAAGGGAACUCUUGAGUUUAAUACCGCAAUAAAAAGAAUUUAUGCAGUUAAGAUUUAAGAAAAAAAAGCAGAACACUCUGAGAUCUAGAGAGCGUACUUUGACUUUGCUCAGACAUAAGACACUGUUAAAACGAGAUAACGUUAUAACGCUCACAUUGAUCUGUCUCGUUUUAACUCAGCAAAGUCAUAGUCUCUAUAAAUCUGCCUCAUAUUUUAGUAAUCUGAACCAUCUAUCUAUGUUUUAAGUAUAGAAAUAGAAUGUGCCGGCUAUACUCACGUAUUUAGUUGAUAUAUUAUCUAUGAUCUAUUGUAAUAAAGCAUUAAGUUUUCAGUCACUUUGUCCAUAGAUUUCUCAGUCGUGUCAUGUAACACGUAUUUAUUAUCUAUGGAAUACUCUUGUUUUUCGAAGUUUUCUUUGCAAGCUUCGAACGUAACGCCAAAGCAUUUACUACUUAAUUUUUAUUUAAUUCUAGUUAAAAUUUUGUACUCAUUUAUACAGGGUGCAUAAUAUUAUAAGUAUUAUAAAUAAAAGAA